Molecule: messenger RNA, 4662 nt
Organism: Diorhabda carinulata
Lineage: Eukaryota; Metazoa; Arthropoda; Insecta; Coleoptera; Chrysomelidae
Product: WASH complex subunit 2-like
Exons: 6
Coding region: 52-4563 (1503 amino acids)
Cellular component (GO): cytoplasm
Molecular function (GO): oxidoreductase activity, acting on the CH-OH group of donors, NAD or NADP as acceptor
Source: RefSeq, a predicted model, not a curated record
UGACAGUGACAACCCGACAUGUAGAACUUCAGAUCAUCAAAAAUCACAAAAAUGGCUUUUUGGGGUAAUUAUGGGAAACCUAGAAAAUUCUUGUUCACAACUUCGUUAAAAACAUCUUCAAUUGAAAAUUCAAAAACUCCCAGAUGGGUUGUUCAAAGUAUCAAUUUCAUUUAUAAUCAAAAAAAUCGACAUUACAGCACAAAUAACCCCCCCAAAUCACCAGUAAAAGGAAAAAUAGCCAUAAUAACUGGAGGCGCCAGAGGAAUCGGUUUGAGCAUAGCUGAACAGUUAUUGAAAGAAGAAGCAGACGCGGUAAUCUUAGGAGAUGUACUUAUCGAAGAGAUGGAAAAGGCGACUUUCACCCUUAACGAAAAAUACGGAGAGCACAAGGCUCUGUUUCAACCUACAGACGUAUCCCAAACCAAACAGAUGGAAAAGUUGUUCAAAUGCACCAAAGAAAGAUUUGGAAAAGUGGAUAUAUUAGUGAACAACGCAGGUAUAUUGAGCAAUCAAAGCUUUGAACAAAGUAUCAAUAUCAAUGUUAAAGGUUUAGUAUGUGGUACGUUCUUGGCGUUCCAGUACAUGUCAGGAAAAGGCGGCGUUAUUAUAAAUAAUGCCGGAUUGGAAGGGCUUCAGCCCCUCUACGCUUCUCCGGUGUAUUGUGGAACUAAUCAUUUCGUGAUAGGUUUUACCCGUUCCAUGGGUCAUGAUUACUUUUAUAACAGCACCAAAGUUAAGGUUAUGGCUUUUUGUCCCGGUCCUACAGAAACAGAACUUUUGAAAAAUGUUGGAAAGACUGGAGAUGAUCCGAUGUUUCCUAAUAUGGGUAGACAAUUACAGAAAUUUUACAGCCAACAACCUACCCAACCGACGACGUCUGUUGCUAAAGGUAUACUAUCGAUGCUUAAAGAUGGAGAAAAUGGAAGUAUUUGGAUAUCUAAGGCGUGCAGAUUUUAUAAAAUAAAUGUACCAGGUUUAGAUAAACUGAAAUCGAUAAAGGAACCGGAGAAAAAACAAUCAGUUAAUAAAAUUCCUUGUUCAGCAGACAAAACUGACAAAUGUACCAAGUCAAAAUCUGAAGUAACGCUCCCAAAGAAAUCUCUAGGGUUGGAUAAAAAUGAAAAGUGUACGAAAAGUAAAUCAGAAUCACAUUUGGAUACUAGUAAAAGCAAAUCAAAACAAAGGAGCACGAGUAAAUCAGGAAUAGGUGUCAAGGAUCGAAGUAUUGGAUUAAAAUCUGAGAAAGUUGCGAAACGAGUGGAAAAAUCAACAGCGGAAAAAGGAAAAUCCCGAGUAAAUAUAAAUAGAUCAGGAAUAGCAGGAAAAAUAUCUAACAUUUCUGUAAGAAAGAAUUUAAACAAAUCAGAUAAAACUGGAAAAUGUAAGGAUUGCAAAUCAGAGAAAAAACCAACGGUUAAUAAAGGGAAGCCAACACAAACUAGUAAAACGGCAUCGGGUACUUCAAUCAAACCUUCUACGAAAGAUAAGAAAGGGCCGCAAUCAGAUAAAACUGGAAAAUGUAAGGAAUGUAAAUCAGAGCAAAAACCACCAGCUAGUAAAGAGAAACCUAAACAAAGUAGUAAGACUGCAUCAGGUACUUCAAUUAAGACUUCUGCGAAAGAUAAAACAAGGUUGGAAUCAGAUAAAACUGGAAAAUGUAAAGAAUGCAAAUCAGAGCAAAAAUCACCAGCUAGUGACAGGAAACCCAAACAAGCUACUAAAACUGCAUCAGGUACUUCAAUUAAGGCUUCUACGAAAGAUAAGAAAGCGCCGCAGUCAGAUAAAACUGGAAAAUGUAAGGAAUGUAAAUCAGAGCAAAAACCACCAGCUAGUAAAGAGAAACCUAAACAAAGUAGUAAGACUGCAUCAGGUACUUCAAUUAAGACUUCUGCGAAAGAUAAAACAAGGUUGGAAUCAGAUAAAACUGGAAAAUGUAAAGAAUGCAAAUCAGAGCAAAAAUCACCAGCUAGUGACAGGAAACCCAAACAAGCUACUAAAACUGCAUCAGGUACUUCAAUUAAGGCUUCUACGAAAGAUAAGAAAGCGCCGCAGUCAGAUAAAACUGGAAAAUGUAAAGAAUGCAAAUCAGAGCAAAAACCACCAUCUAGUAAAGAGAAACCUAAACAAGCUACUAAAACAGCAUCAGGUACUUCAAUUAAGACUUCUGCGAAAGAUAAGAAAGGGCCGCAAUCAGAUAAAUCUGGAAAAUGUAAGAAAUGUAAAUCAGAGCAAAAACCACCAUCUAGUAAAGGGAAACCCAAACAAACUACUAAAACUGCAUCAGGUACUUCAAUUAAGGCUUCUACGAAAGAUAAGAAAGCGCCGCAGUCAGAUAAAACUGGAAAAUGUAAAGAAUGCAAAUCAGAGCAAAAACCACCAUCUAGUAAAGAGAAACCUAAACAAGCUACUAAAACAGCAUCGGGUACUUCAAUUAAGACUUCUGCGAAAGAUAAGAGAGGGUCGCAAUCAGAUAAAACUGGAAAACAGAAACAGAAAGUAGAACCAAAUAAAGGUAAAAUAAUUAAAAGUGAAUCGAAAGCGUCUGUAGGCAAGACUAGUGGACUCAAAUCAGAUAAAACUGAAAAGUGCAAAGAAUGUAAAUCAGAGCAAAAACCAUCGGACAAUAAAGGAAAAUCUACACGAACUAGUAAAAGCGCAUCUGAAACAACUAAAGUACCUAAAUCAGAUAAAAUUAGAACUUGUACGAAGUCUAAAUCAGAACAAAAAACACCAUCAAGUAAUAAGAAAACUGUAAAAAAGAGUACAAAAUCAUCUGCCUCGAAAAUUGCGAAACCGGUUCCUAGUAAACGAUCUACUGAUGAAGUCAAGAAGAAAUCCAAAACACCUAGUAAAGAAAUGAAGAUAGAUGUUCCGCAAUCGGCAAAAACAACUGACAAAAUGGAUUACAUCAAUUAUGUAUUUAAUAAAUCAUCGGGAUCGUCGAAGAAAGUGCAUGCCAAAAAAGAGAAAAGUCAAAAGAUGUCCAAGAAAACCUAUAAACAAUCUAUAACCUUUAGGCCAAAGAGAAAAGGAUCGAACAAGCAGCGCGAUAAACAGCUCUCCCAAAACAGAGAAGAAAAAUACGAUCCUUGUAAGAAGAAGAAGAGGAAACUAUCACUUAGUCGUUACAAAAAUUAUUGUGAAGAACCGGAAAAAAAUAAACAAUCGGCUAGUAAGGAACAACAAACUUGUGGACAAAUUAAACAUGAAAACAAAUCGAAUAGUGUUUCGAAAGAUCAGCCGUGUAAGAAGAAAGGUCCAUGUUAUCCAACCAAAAAGAUUCGCAAUAAAGGAGGAUCCAAUAAGAAGUCGAGUACCACAAAAAUCGAUAACCGAGCAUUGAAAUGCGGAGUACCAGAUUGUUCUAAAUCAAAAUCAGGCUCCACUGAAACUAAAUCAAAGAAAGUAAAAGAUUGUGCUGCAAAAACGGAACCGGCAGUUAGUAAACAAAUAUUGAAGCCUUUGAAAAAGAUACUACCGACUGCAGAUGAUCGACCAAUGGAAUGCGAAAUAUCGGCUUGUUCUGGAGGGAAAUCGGAUGCUAAAUCAGAGAAAGUAACGGAGUGUGGCAAAAAAUUAGAUUCAAAAUCAAAACCAUUAAAAAAAUUAGAAUCAAGAUAUGAUGUUGAACAAUCAAAUCAAAAAUUAGGUGUAAAAAUAAAACCAAUCGUCAAAGCAAGGUCUAACGAUAUCGAAAUUAAAAAGGGACAAAAAGAUACCGAAAAAUUGAUAACAUCAAUAAAGAAGCAAAUAUCUAGUGACACUGAGUUGUAUAAGAUAACAAAGGAUAUUAAAAAAGUAGAUACUAGCAGAAUAAAUAAAAAAAAAAUAACUAAAGACACGGAGAAAUUGGAUUCAAUGAAAAAAUUAGAAUCUAGGAACAUGAAGGCUAAUGAUAAAGUAAUAGAUUAUAGUGAGAAAUUAGAUUCAGAAUUUAUGAAAGCAAGACCAAGUGAAAUUACACCCAGAAAAGUACAAGAUUCUGAUGUGAAUUUAGCCAAAAAUAUACUAAAAGAAGAACGCACGAACGAAGUCAACGAAAUAGAAACAUUUAUUAUCGUCCAACCUAACAAAAACAAAAAACCUGGUACUAAAUCCGACACUAUGGUGUCCAUUUUUAAAGAAGAUGGUAGAAAAACUGUAUGGGUUCCCGAACCAUCUGAGACAUUCGUUGUAAAAGUUACGGCAAAAUCAAAACCACUUAAAUCGUCGACUAAAAUGAAUUCGGAUAAGAAAAAAGAUCCGAACAAAAAAACUUUUUGCAGCCAGGAUAGUAAAACUAAAAGACCUACUCCUUGUAACAAUCCUAACUUUCCUAAGAAAUUUGCGUGUCCUAGAAUCAAACUAUGCACGAAAAAAGAAAAGAAAAAGUCAGUGCCUAAAAUUGAUUUUAAAAAAUUGAAAUUAGAAAAAUUGAGGAAGCUAGCAAGAAAACUGGAAGCAGCUGGAGAGAAUGAUGAGAAGCUGAAUAUCAAAAAGAAAGAUUCUAAAGAGCUAGAUGGAAGUAAACGUGACGAAAGUAGCGAUAAAGUUGACAGUAAUAAACCUCCAAGUGAAAAAUAAUUUUGAAAUACAAAAUACAAUGAAGAAAACCCAAAAAUUGAGGUUUGAGGUUUGUCAAAAAUAUUUGUAAAUGUAAAAUAAAGUCCGAUAUAUUUAAAA